UCCCCACAAUCCUUUGCGUCCCAUUCGGACUUGCUUGUUAUUCUGUUCAUUGCAGAAUUUAGCUGGCUAGCAAGGAAAGGUAACUAUGUAGCUAGCUAGCUACGUUGAUAAGAAUAAAAGUGCACAAUCACAUGUAACAUUUAUAAAGAAUUAAUAAGUGAAUUCGCUAUUGACGAAAUGAAAGAAACCACGAAACGGCGAGAAAAGCCCCGUGACUCCAAAGCCGAGAAAAAACCUGAGCCAGGCCCCGAGCCUCAGGAUGUGGAGAUGCCGGAGGAAGAUGCUGCAGCUGCGGGAAAGCCUCAUAAGGAGCUUGACACGCUCACCCUUGAUGGGGCCGUGCAUCAGGACGACUCAAGUGUGAUUAAAAGCAAAUCGUUUCAAUUAGUCAUAUCAGACAUUAAAGAACAUGUGAAGCAGAUUGAGAAGGCUGUGUCUGGGAAGGAGCCUCGCUUCGUGCUGCGGGCCCUGCGGGCCCUCCCCUCCACCAGCCGCAGGCUCAACCCCAACGUCCUGCACAAGGCUGUCUCCGGCUUCUACACCUCUAACGCUGCUGGAAAAGAGUUCCUGCUGGGCUUCCUGGAGGAGCCUAUGGACAUGGAGGGUGAUGUUCAGUUCCGGCCCAGGACAGGGAAGGCAGCUGCUGCACCCCUGCUGCCUGAGGUGGAGGCCUACCUACAGCUGCUCGUGGUGGUUUACCUCACAAACAACAAGCGCUACACGGAGGCUCAGAAGGUGUCUGAUGAGCUUCUCCAGAAGAUCAGCUCUCAGAACCGCAGAGCCCUGGACCUGGUGGCUGCCAAGUGCUACUACUACCACUCCCGCGUCUAUGAGUUCCUCAACCAGCUGGAUGCUGUUCGCAGCUUCCUUCACGCUCGUCUCCGCACCGCCACCCUGCGGCAUGACGCUGACGGCCAGGCCACCCUGCUCAACCUGCUGCUCCGCAACUACCUGCAGUUCAACCUUUACGACCAGGCCGAGAAGCUGGUGUCCAAGUCGGUCUUCCCUGAGCAGGCCAACAACAACGAGUGGGCUCGCUAUCUCUACUACACAGGUCGCAUCAAGGCCAUCCAGCUGGAGUACUCUGAGGCCAGGAGAACACUCACCAAUGCCCUGAGGAAGGCCCCCCAGCACACCGCCGUGGGCUUCAAACAGACGGUGCACAAGCUCCUCAUCGUGGUGGAGCUGCUGCUGGGAGAGAUUCCUGACCGGCUGCAGUUCCGCCAGCCCUCCCUCAAGAGGUCCCUCAUGCCCUACUUCCUGCUCACCCAGGCCGUGAGGACGGGAAAUCUCGCCAAAUUCAACCAGGCCCUGGACCAGUUUGGAGAGAAGUUCCAGACAGAUGGCACCUACACACUCAUCAUCCGCCUGAGACACAAUGUCAUCAAAACAGGUGUGCGCAUGAUUAGCCUGUCCUAUUCCCGCAUCUCUCUCGCUGACAUCGCUCAAAAGCUGCAACUGGACAGCCCCGAGGACGCAGAGUUCAUCGUUGCCAAGGCAAUCCGUGAUGGAGUGAUUGAGGCCAGCAUCAACCACGAGAAGGGUUACGUCCAGUCCAAAGAGACCAUGGACAUCUACGGCACCCGGGAGCCACAGCUGGCCUUCCAUCAGAGGAUAUCCUUCUGCCUGGACAUCCACAACAUGUCCGUCAAGGCAAUGAGAUUUCCGCCAAAAUCGUACAACAAGGACCUGGAGUCUGCAGAGGAGCGUCGGGAGAGGGAGCAGCAAGACCUGGAGUUCGCCAAGGAGAUGGCCGAGGAUGACGAUGAUAGUUUCCCAUGAUCCUGUGGAGUGAUAACAUGCACACCUUUUCUUGGCUUUUCAAUAAACACAUCUGUUUGUGCUGCUUACAGGUUGCCAGAGCAGUUCAGUUGAUCUUUGACUUGUUGGAAUUAGUGGUUUUCCGCUGCAACCUGUCAAUCCACUGUCAGCCUUCAAAGUGCCAGUUAGUCAUUGAUAGCAGAAUUGAACUUGUUUGUUUUGACUAUAAAGUCGCAUGUCAAAUUACAUUAUUAAACUACAACAACUCAAGAA
Molecule: messenger RNA, 2034 nt
Organism: Conger conger (European conger)
Lineage: Eukaryota; Metazoa; Chordata; Actinopteri; Anguilliformes; Congridae
Product: 26S proteasome non-ATPase regulatory subunit 3
Exons: 13
Coding region: 178-1782 (534 amino acids)
Biological process (GO): regulation of protein catabolic process; ubiquitin-dependent protein catabolic process
Cellular component (GO): proteasome complex; proteasome regulatory particle, lid subcomplex
Molecular function (GO): protein binding; enzyme regulator activity
Source: RefSeq, a predicted model, not a curated record